This is a messenger RNA of Leptinotarsa decemlineata (Colorado potato beetle), 678 nucleotides long. RefSeq names its product attacin-A. Lineage: Eukaryota; Metazoa; Arthropoda; Insecta; Coleoptera; Chrysomelidae. The record is from RefSeq and is a predicted model, not a curated record. Gene Ontology annotation, biological process: defense response to bacterium. Gene Ontology annotation, cellular component: extracellular region.
CAUAUAAGAUAGGGUACAAACGAGAAGGGGACAUAGUUUUUGUGAUUCUGUUCAUGAUCACAUCAAGUACUUGGUAAAUUUUUUCAGAACAAAGAUGAAGUGUUUUGUAUUUACAAUUUUGUGCUUGGCGCUUUCUGCAGCUAUUCCCUUGGACUUUAUUGAAGAUGUAAAUGGAGAGCAGUAUUACAUCGUGCCAGUUAGUAGAGAAAAAAGACAAACAAACUGGGGUAUAUCGAACACAGGCUUUGGCGCUAGUCACAGAGGAACCCUCUUUGAUAACAAUCGUCACCGAUUGGACGGCACUGCAUCAGCUGGCAAAAACUUCGGGUCGCAUGGACUCAGGCCUGACCAAAUCGGUGGCCGGCUGGACUACAACCACAAGCCGUCUGGUUCCUCUGCCUUUAUAGGAGCUGACAGAACACGUGGUUGGGGCACAGACGUCGCUGCUGGUGGGAGAUAUAACAUUCACCAAAGUAAAAACUUUGGAGUGGAUCUAACCGGGCAAUACGGCAGGCAUUUUGGAGGACCAGGUGGAACUGGAAAGCCUGAAGCUGGUGUGUUUUUGAAUGCUCACGGAAGAUUCUGAAUCUUUUUCGUAGGUUACGUUAGUAGGUUAGUUAAAACAAUUUAUUUAUUAUUUCUGUACUGACUGAUUGAAUAAAUACCUUUUAUAAAGAA